This is a messenger RNA of Megalobrama amblycephala (Wuchang bream), 3308 nucleotides long. RefSeq names its product protein-L-isoaspartate (D-aspartate) O-methyltransferase (gene pcmt1). NCBI's taxonomy places the organism in Eukaryota, Metazoa, Chordata, Actinopteri, Cypriniformes, Xenocyprididae. Gene Ontology annotation, cellular component: cytoplasm. Gene Ontology annotation, molecular function: protein-L-isoaspartate (D-aspartate) O-methyltransferase activity. The coding region runs from base 20 to 814 and encodes 264 amino acids. The record is from RefSeq and is a predicted model, not a curated record. The transcript is spliced from 8 exons. Gene Ontology annotation, biological process: protein modification process.
GUUAAGAGCGUUACAGGACAUGUCUGGUGACGUAUCCGUGCUAGAAGUGGUAACCGUCGUCGGAAGAGCGGUGUGCGCAGGCGCGGCGCUGACAGCCGCACUCUACCUGAUCCGCAGAGUGUGUUCAAUAAUGGCCUGGAAAUCAGGAGGAGCGAGCCAUGCAGAGCUCGUCAACAACCUCCGCAAGAAUGGGAUCAUUAAAUCGGACCGUGUAUAUGAAGUUAUGUUGGCCACAGACCGCGCCCAUUUCUCCAGAUGUAAUCCAUACAUGGACUCGCCACAAUCUAUAGGUUACCAAGCAACAAUCAGUGCACCACAUAUGCACGCAUAUGCUCUAGAGCUCCUCCAUGAUCACCUGUAUGAAGGAGCAAAGGCUCUGGAUGUGGGAUCAGGCUCCGGUAUCCUGUCCGUCUGCUUCGCCAGAAUGGUUGGGCCGAGGGGGAAGGUGAUUGGCAUUGAUCACAUAAAGGAGCUGGUGGAAGAUUCUGUAACUAAUGUAAAGAAGGACGACCCUAGUUUGAUCUCUUCAGGGAGAAUCAGACUCAUUGUUGGAGAUGGAAGAAUGGGCUUUCCAGAAGAAGCACCUUAUGACGCCAUACAUGUCGGAGCUGCAGCUCCCACAGUGCCACAAGCAUUGUUGGACCAGCUAAAGCCAGGUGGCCGUCUCAUUCUGCCCGUCGGCCCAGCUGGAGGAAAUCAGAUGUUGGAGCAGUAUGACAAAUUGGAGGAUGGCAGUACCAAAAUGAAACCACUGAUGGGCGUGAUUUACGUGCCUUUAACAGACAAAGACAAGCAGUGGUCAAGGUGGAAGUGAUUUCCUGUCCUCUGUCCCCUCUCUCUUCUAGGGCACAGGGAUGAACUUUGAAAGGACGAUCUGGCAAUACUCAUCGCACCACAUGCACGCACACACACAUACACACACACACAAACAUCCAAAUGGACUUCACUGAGGAGAGCUUGUAUAAAUGCUCUAUUUCCAUACCCGUGACAGUCUGAUGGUCGUGAAAGAUGGAUUUAUCGAUCAGAUUCUUUUAUUUAAAAAGGAAAAAAGUGGAAUUGGGCUUUGUGCUGAGAUUUUCAUGCCUGCAGUUUGAGAAUUGCGUGAAUGCUUUUUUUUUCUUUUUCUUUUCGUUUUUCUUUUUUGAUGUGCAGGUGCUUAUUCUUGUGAUGACUUCAGUAUUACAGUCAAUUGGAUUGUUCAUGCAUCUCAGCGUAUUGUAAACACAACACAGGGUCGGCCUUUGUGCUGAAUCCAGCCUGUUAUUAAAACAUAAUUCACUGCUACAUAAUGUGUAGGGAUCUCUUUGCUCUACAAAUUCAUUUUAAUAGUAGCGGCUUGUGUUUUCAGCUGAAGCAUGUGCUGCCCAGGCAGAAUAAACCACUGUGCACUGGAUAAUUCUAAAGAUUCUAGAGUAAAGCAAUAUGCCAUGAGAGGUCAUGUGUUUGAAUGAUUUAGAAGGGAUGUUCUUAGGUCUGAUUCAAAGCAAACCUCUUUAACCGUGGUCUCGAAUGGCUUCGUGUGGGUAAUAUGCAGUCAGCUGGCAGAACUAUUAUUCCUGGAUGAUUGCUUACCAAAUAAAUGGACAAAGUAUUGAAAAGUUGAAAUUACUUUAAUUAGUGAGAAGUGCAGAACAUGAGAAAUUGGUUGUCUGGGUCAAUUAUUCACUAAAAUAUGUACAAACCACAGAAUGCUGCCAUUAACCAAUCACAUUCGGGUAUUCCAGAGAACGGAAUGUACAAAUUGUUUAUAGAGGCAGCAACAGCAAUAUUGUAAGAGACACCAAUGUACAUUUAUUAAUUAUAACAAUGUAAAAAGAAAAUAAACUCUUCUGGCAAGUAAUAUAAUCCAUUAGCUCAAAAUAUUAAGCUGUUUACGCUUGCCAAACAGCAACAUUAAUAUAGACUGGUCAGCUACAGGUGUGCGUUUAUGGGAAUUUUGCAGCGGGUGUUUGUAAAAAAUAUUCCAAUCAGACUUUGCAGUCUGAACUAGUUUACAUGUAUGAAUUUAAAAUUUAGAAAUCAACUUCAGAGUGAAAAGGGGUAGUUCACCCGAAAUAACUAUUUUGUCAUCAUUUACUCGUGUCGUUUCUGCCCCGUAAUAUUUUCUGUUCUGUGAAACACAAAAGGAGACGCUUUUCCACAUUAUGAAAGUGGAUGAUGUUUUAUACUGUUAAGAUUCUUGUUAAAUUCAACAUUGCAGCCUUAAAUCAUACCAAAUUUGAUGUUGUUGGCCCCAAACAACAUUGGUUCUCAUGCUCUUGGCAAGUAUAAUAAAUGUGAGACUUGAGAGCUGUGGCAGAAGGGGAAGGUAACAUUUUUUGAAGACUUGGAUUAUAGUGCAUUAUUUGUAUGGACUGCUUUUGUGGUACUUUUUCAGGGUUUCUGCCAGUUUUAUGAAGGCCAAUUUUAAGACCAAGUAGAGAAAACAAUACAUCAAUAUGUUCCCCAAAUGUAAAUGUCAAUGAGUUCUAUUAGCAACACUUCAGAGUUUGAAAAUACAACUUCCAACAGAUAUUAGCUACUUUUUAAUUCAUUUUACAAAGCGAAAGUAGCUUCAAUCACUCUGCUCCCAACCACUAGAAUAUAUAUUUUACUGUACCUUCUGAUCAAACAAAAAAGUGGUGUUUUUCCUUAGUAUUUUUGUCGUUUUCCAGUGCAACUGUAUAACGAUUCUUAAAUGCAGAUACAUUUACUUGAAAUGCAAAAUGACAAAAUAUAGUGUUGUUUUCUGUGAAAUUAAAACAAGAACAAAUAUCUGCCAAUUUGCUCAGAAAAAUACAUUUUUCGUAACUCAUUGACUCAUUGUUCCUGUUGUGUAAGACUUAAUUUUACAUUUGCAUCUCAAGUAAAUGCAGUGCAUGCAACAUUUAAUGCCAUAACUUUAUGAAUUCAAGACCCGCAGAAACCCUGUUUGUCCUUUGAGCUCGCCAGCAAAAAUCACCAUAUGGAAAACAGAAGCUUGCACAUUCUGCCAAACAUCUCAUUGUGAAUUUCACAGAUGCAAGAAAAUCACACAGGCUUGGAAUGAUAUGAGCAGAGUUGGGUCACAAGUGUAGCAAUGCUUACUGCUCACUCUUAUGAAAUGCGUUUCACAUCACUGCAGAACUCAAAAUAAGCUUGUCUCUAUUAUCUAACGUGUGAAGCAAGUAAAGUACCAUUCAGAUCCACACUUGCAUACAGGAUUGAGCUAAACCUUCAGUGGUCGCUUUGAUUGUAAGCGGUUUUCAAUGCCAAUUCUCUGUGCAUGUUUGUGUGUUACCUGCACGCACAAACGGCUUUUAAUGAAUAAACUCACUGCUAAGCAAUGA